CAGACGCAUUCAAUGUCGUCAUCAAAAUUCGCCAGUGUGUUUCCCUGGGUUUCCGGUGUUUGUUUCGGUUGAAUCGACGUACCAUUUUCUAUGUUUUAUUUAUUUGUUAAAUCCGUUUAAUGUGGUCUACAUGCUGCUACGUUAUGUAGACUACUUACCAACAACAGAUUGAAGCUGACCACCGAUGUCAGGGUGUACAACCACAAACUUACGGCGUGUGUUUGGCUAGCAGUGGCCACGAGAGCAACUCUGCAACAAGGUUUGUGAUGACAGUGUGCAGCCAUGAAUGGCCUGAUCAGAUUCACUGCUGCCAAAGAGACAAGUGGGUGCUGGCUGGGAAGCGACAGGAGGAGGCGCCUGGAAGACUGGCAGAGCAUUAAAAGUGGAGAGGAGGCCAGGCAUUUUUACCAGAGUCUUAUAGAGGAGGGAAGCACAGCGAGGGAGGGCAGGAGGGAGAAGAGGAGGAGGACCACCGACCCUGAAAGGGCGCACGGCAGCAGGAGGGAGCAGCCCCGCCCCACCGCCGUGGCCUCUGAGAGGGACGGACACAGGCUGCUGAAAUGCGCCCAAGAGGGAGAUCUGCCUGGACUCAGGGAGCUACUGGAGAAGAAGGGAUGCGACAUAAACUUUAAGGACACGUAUUACUGGACGGCCAUCAUGUGCGCAAGCUAUGCGGGGCAGCGGAGGGCCGUGAGGCUUCUUCUGGACAAGGGCGCGGCUUGGGUCGGGGUGGUGGACACUCAGGGUCGAGACGCGCGCGACUUGGCUGACCAAGCUGGUCACGUGGAGGUGGUGAGAGAGCUGGAUAGCUAUGGUGUUCGUUCAGACACGCCCAGAAACACAAGAAGUGUCUCUGCCUCCCAGCCCCAGUGGUGUUCGGUCUGUGGGACCCAGUACAGCGAGAGCAUGGAAACACACCAGAGCUCCACUCUACACCAGUUCAGCCUGCGUCGACCUCCACCCACCCCCCAGUACUGCCUUCCCCCCUCUAGCGCCGGCUACCGCAUGAUGCUCCGUGAGGGCUGGGACCCAAGGGUGGGGCUGGGGCCUGAGGGGGUGGGCCGAAAGGACCCCAUCCAGACGGUGCUGAAGAGGGACCAGGGAGGGCUGGGCUACGGCCCCGCCCCCAAGGCCCGUGUCACGCACUUCAAGGCCAAGGACGCGCAGGCAGUGAAGCGGGUUCCCAAGGGCCGCAUGGAGAGAGGGGCCACACUGGGACGCAGGGCUGAGAGGAGACAGGAAGAGAAGGACAGGAACUGGGAGCGGGACUUUCGCACAUCCUUCGAUCUUUAAUCUGUUUUCCCACAUAAAUGUACAUUCUAAUUCAAGUGGGAUUGUCUGGCAAAGGUGCUACCUCUUUUACAUGCAUUUAUUUUAAUAAAACAAUUGGUUACUUUA
Messenger RNA from Anguilla rostrata (American eel), 1398 nucleotides. RefSeq names its product G patch domain and ankyrin repeats 1 (gene gpank1). The transcript has 3 exons. Gene Ontology annotation, molecular function: protein binding; nucleic acid binding. The record is from RefSeq and is a predicted model, not a curated record. NCBI's taxonomy places the organism in Eukaryota, Metazoa, Chordata, Actinopteri, Anguilliformes, Anguillidae. The coding region runs from base 283 to 1293 and encodes 336 amino acids.